GAAAACAACCGGAAGUUUGUUCUCUAUUUACAGCUACUCGGCAGCCGACUCUCUUGUUAAACUUGGUCGCUUUUGUAGCUCGGAUAAUGGCAACGUUUUUCGGCGAGGUCCUUUCCGUUUACUCCCGGGCUGUGGAGGAUGACGAGGAGGAGUUUGACGAAUACGACGAAGACGCCCAAAUCCGCAGAGAGCUGGAAGAGAAGAGGGAGGUCCAUCUGCAUUGGGUUACUGAUGUAUCUGAUGCUCUUCAAGCAGGAAACAAGCUGCAAUGUUCUCAAUUACUCCUCGCUGUAGGCCACAAUGCUGCUAGGUUUCUGUCUGUGUAUGUUCUCACCUCAGCAAAGUGGGAUGUGGUGGGACACGCGUCCAUGUGGAACGAGAGGAACCGGGCUGGUACCGGACAAAGUGCCGAUCAGUCGGGCUGCGUCUUCUACCGACACAAGGAUGACCCAUCUGUUAUAAUCUGCCAGUUGACCUGCUAUGUUGCAGAAGACCAGCAGUUCCAGUGGACUGAAAAGGUGUUUGACUCCCUCCAGAAAAGAGAAUUGAAUGUAACAGUUCUGUCAGACAGUUUCAUGGCAGAGUACAGGACGGCUGACUACCUUUGCGGCAGCUCAGCACCCUUCCUGCGCUCCCUCCACACUGGCUCUUUCACCGGGCCACACGUCUGUCGGUCACUGGAGCAGCCCAACAUACUCAGUGGACUUCCAGCUGCAGUACUGAAUCACUGCCAAGUCCACCGCAUUGCCGCUGUUGUCUACCAGUGUUUCAGUGAUGUCAUCGGCCCAGACUCUGUCACCAUGGAGACCUUCAAGCCAACACUAACCAAGCUUGGAAAGUCUGUACAUUUGGAUCCAUCUCCAAGCUCAGACGUCGUCCGCAAGUUUGUCAGAACCAGCGACCUUCAGAGUAAUCUUUACAUCUGAAGCUAUAAAUGUAAAACUCUUGUUUGUAUGUGGCAAAAAAAUCAUAUUUUAAUAAUAAAAACGGUUAACAACGA
Messenger RNA from Doryrhamphus excisus (bluestripe pipefish), 1000 nucleotides. RefSeq names its product proteasome (prosome, macropain) assembly chaperone 1 (gene psmg1). Lineage: Eukaryota; Metazoa; Chordata; Actinopteri; Syngnathiformes; Syngnathidae. Gene Ontology annotation, cellular component: endoplasmic reticulum. Gene Ontology annotation, molecular function: proteasome binding. Gene Ontology annotation, biological process: proteasome core complex assembly. The record is from RefSeq and is a predicted model, not a curated record.